This is a messenger RNA of Staurois parvus, 536 nucleotides long. NCBI's taxonomy places the organism in Eukaryota, Metazoa, Chordata, Amphibia, Anura, Ranidae. The record is from the annotation of a GenBank genome assembly.
CCGCGGGCACUGGGUCAGACAUUGGAUCGUCUGGCUGGACAGCGGGCAUCGGGUCACCAGGCAUCAGGUAAUUUGGCUCAACAGCGGGCACCGCGUCAUCUGGCAAGACAGUGGGCUCUGAGUCAAUUGGCACGACAGCGGGCACCGGGUCAUCAGGUACCGGAUUGUCUGGCUCGACAGCGGGCAUCGGGUCACCAGGCAUCAGGUCAUUUGGCUCGCCAGCGGGCACCACCGCGUCAUCUGGCAAGGCAGUGGGCACCGAGUCACCAGGUACGACAGCGGGCUCUGAGUCAAUUGGCACGACAGCGGGCCGGAUCAUCUGGAUCAACAGCGGGCAUCGAGUCAACUGGCCUAAUAGGAUCAUCAGGCUGGAUCAGUUCAUUAUGCUGGGUAGAGGCAUCAGGCUGAGUGGAGGCAUCAGGCUGAGUGGAGCAUCAGGCUGAGUAGAUCAGGCUGAGUAGAGGCAUCAGGCUGAAGAGAGGCAGGCUGAAGAGAGGCAUCAGGCUGAAGAGAGGCAUCAGGCUGAAGACAGGCAU